AUAUUAUUUUAUUACGAUUACCUUUUUUCUCAUAUUCAUAUUUAUAGAAAUUCGUAUUACAUUUUAAUCUUUAAGCUGUUCCUUUUACUUCCGCUUUAUAUGACUUUUGAGUUUUGAGAAAGCGGAUGUGGUUGGUCCGCCAUAUCAUUCGUGAGGGUCUGUGCUUGUGUGGUUUGGGUGUAUUGCCGGUGCCAACCAUUAAUUUUAAUUAGUAAUAAGUUAUGCGUAUGAAUCCAGACAUGGACGAUGACGAGAAGGGAAAACUGUUUGUUGGCGGCUUAUCAUGGGAAACGUCUCAAGAAAACCUGCAGCGAUACUUCUCUCGCUACGGCGAUGUGAUAGACUGUGUGGUGAUGAAGAAUAGUGAGUCAGGUCGGUCCAGGGGAUUUGGCUUUGUCACCUUUGCUGAGCCAUCACUGGUCAAUGUUGUGCUGCAGAAUGGACCACAUACUCUGGAUGGCAGAACUAUUGAUCCAAAACCAUGCAAUCCACGCACUCUGCAAAAGCCCAAACGGGGAGGUGGUUACCCGAAGGUUUUUCUUGGCGGACUCCCAUCGAACAUCACCGAAACUGAUCUGCGGGUGUUUUUCGGCCGAUAUGGAAAAGUUAUGGAAGUUGUCAUUAUGUACGACCAGGAGAAGAAGAAGUCUAGAGGGUUUGGAUUUUUGUCAUUCGAAGAUGAGAUCUCCGUGGAAAGGGUGACCCAAGAGCACUUCAUCAACCUUAAUGGUAAACAGGUUGAGAUUAAGCGAGCCGAGCCACGUGACGGAUCAGGCAAGCUAGGUUCCGGCGGGGGCGGUAUGGGCGGGGGAAUGGGUGGAGCACCCGGAGAUGCUCCCGCCGCCGGCCAGUGGGGGCCUCCGCAGGCCGCGCCCAUGAAUAUGAUACAAGGACAUAAUGGGCAGAUGGGUGGGCCGCCCAUCAACAUGCCGAUGGCUGGACCCAACAUUAUGCAAGGGUACCAGGGCUGGGGCACGUCGCCCGGCCAGACGUCGUACGCGGGCUACGGCGCGGCGGGCGGCGGCGCGGGCCCCGGCAACUACCAGGGCUGGGGCGCGCCGCCCGGCACGGCGCCGCACGCGCCCGCCUGGCCCGCCGGCACCAACUACACGCAGCACGCGCAGCCGCCCGCGCAGGGCUACGGCAGCUACGCGAACUACAACAGCGCGCCGGCGGGGGCGUCGGCGGGCGGCAGCUGGACCAACUGGAAUAUGCCGCAAAACUCUAACUCUACCGGAUCCGCCGGGUCGUACGUGCCGCUGUCGGAGGGCGGCGAGAUGUACGGGCGCGGCGGCGGCGGCGCGGGCGGCGCGGCGCCGGCGCUGGGCGGCGCGCUGUCGUCGGCGGCGCUGUCCAAGUCGUCGUCGGCCGACUACUCCAGCUACCAGCAGUACCCGCCCGCCUACCAGCAGGACCAGGUUCAUUAAUAGAUAUAUAGUAAUAUUUAUGAUAAAGUAUAAUAUUAAGAAGUGUACUUUAAGUGUUCAGAGAUUAAAUUCAAUAUUCUGUAAAAUGUCACUAAAAAGCCAAUGAUUGUGUGUGUAUCAUUGGGAAUAUUUAAAACAGUAGACACCAGCUGUAACAUUGGUGAUUACCACCCAUAAUAUGUGCUAUUGGCUCCCCAUGACUACACACGCUAUAGCCAAGCCUGCAUUGUUCUAAUUCAACUUAGAAAUGGCGUUUCUUAUUCUGCUGUUUUAAAAGUUUUGCAGGCUUGGGCCUAUCAGAUAUUUAGUGCGCAUUAAUGUAUGUACCCCCCGAUUUGUCGUCAUUUAUUUUUCCUUUGUAAGUAACGCUCUCAUUUGACAUUUAAUUUAGUUUGAAUUUAAUGGAUAAAAUCAAGUGGACCACAAAUCGUUUGGUAUAAAACGGUAAUCGUGGAUGCGAGUGGUUUAUUUGGUUUUUGUGUUGACAUUUUUUCUCGUCUUUUCAUAGUCCUUAAGAGCAUUCAGAUAGGCCACUUUGCUGUGACGAUUUAUAUUUAUUUAAAUAUAAUAUACAAAUACAUUAUAAGUAACUAUAUUGCGUAGUGUACUGCGUCUAGUAUAACUUGGCAAUUACAUAAGUUGAUAUUAUAAUACAUAUUUGCUGAAAGAACUUUAAAAUAAUUGCUUCGAACUCCGUUUUUAAAACAUGUUUUUAUUUACACCACUUGUCGAAUAUAAUAUGAUUGAAAUAGGUCUGUUCACGCGACCCGUAGCAUUUCUGCUCUCAUAUUUGAUGAUGAUUAGAUUUGGUCAUGUUUUACAAAAUCUAUAGGUUACUCAAUCCGUUGCAAUCCUUGCUGUGUUCAACAAACAAUUCAGUCUAGUUCUUAAUUUUUAAAUCUCCGGCCUGGCUUUGAACGGGUAGCUUUAAUGUUACAGAAAAUCGGUAAUCGAGAUCUCGAUAAGGUAGAUCUCGGAUUGUGCUAGCAGCACUCGGGAUGGAACGGAUUGAAGGAUGUAGAGCGCCGUCGCGUGAACGUUCCUGUCGCGGUCGGGUUGUACUAGACGUGGGGCACGCGGGGACGGGCGGACAGCAUAGGGGCGAUUGUUAACGUGUGCGGUGGUAGGGCUCGACGUAUGCGGCGGCCGGCCCGCGCUACGCCGGCGACUACCACGCCGCGCACACAGGUGAUGACUAUGAGUACACUGGCGCCUCCGGAGAUGGAUACCAGAAGAGUUCAAAGCGCAGCUACCACGCUUCCU
Leptidea sinapis is the source of this 2690-nucleotide messenger RNA. RefSeq names its product heterogeneous nuclear ribonucleoprotein 27C (gene Hrb27C). The transcript has 10 exons. Lineage: Eukaryota; Metazoa; Arthropoda; Insecta; Lepidoptera; Pieridae. Bases 222 to 1427 code for a protein of 401 amino acids. Gene Ontology annotation, molecular function: RNA binding. The record is from RefSeq and is a predicted model, not a curated record.